AUGUUAGGUCGGUUCUUUGGAUGGAUUCCCCUCCUUUUCGACUUCGCCGAGUAUUAUAUCCCUCCAAUCCAACCCCAGGAGCGUCUCCAGGCCCAAAAUAGACCAUGGCACCAAAUUAUCACCGGUUUAUAUCACGAGCCGCCCCUCAUCAAAAUCCACGAUCGUAAUGGAGAUGUCAGUUGGAGCUUCGUACGCGAAGACGUCACGCAAUCUCUCCCCGCCGAUGUGCGCAAGUGUCUCUAUGCCAAGGCCGAUGAUACCACCGAGCUCAAGUAUAUGAACAACGGCACCAGCGUCGGCGCCGUCUAUAGUGACCUCGUGCUGGUCGUUAACCAUACACCCAAAAACCCCACCACCGAUAAGUUUAUCACGUUUGCACUCUGCAGGAGGAACGAGGUACUGUGGAACGCGCAUACGCUGGAACCCUUGCCGGGCGAUCUCCUCGCAGUGGGCACUACUGGGCAGCGACCCUGGGAUGGUAUUCUCGUCUACAAUGCUAGCGCCGCAAACUCUCUUAUGGCAAACCCUCCAAUUCUCCAAAAUAUCACGGGCUUGCGCGCUAUCCACGCCUUGAUCUGGGAUGAACAGGGGCAGAUGCUGUGGGGUGCCGGCACGGACGCUGCAGCGGACGGCUCCGACCCGGUUCCUGCAUUUGGGACUAUCAUCGGGUAUCCCUGGGAUAGGGAGACAGGUCUACUGAGAAAAGAUGAUCGAUAUAUCUAUAAACUGCCCGAGGCGUACACUAUCGAGUCCGAAUGGGGCAAGGGAUACCCCUGGUGGGCUGGGUUACACGAUUUGGUACCUGUCCCUGGCGAGCGGAAAUUUUUGGUCUCAGAAGAUCGUGGUCUUCACGCGUUCGAUAUUGAAAAGGGAGAAUUCACCGAGCAUUAUGAAAAUGUCACUGAAAAAUAUAUGAAAGGAUUUGAGGUGACGACGAAUGAUCGCCACGGGUACAAUGGUGACGGGGAGUGGGAGGAGCUGCCACAAUCGGACCUAAAGAGUUUCAAUCUUGCGCCCGACGGCAGUUUCAUCUACGUGCAAUCUCUAUGGACUAAGUUCCGUGGAUUUCACACGAGUUUGGUGGUGAAUGGCAAGCGACGUAAGAUCAACAUCGGCGAUGAGAUCUACCGGUCGCGCUGGUUUGGAAAUAUAGAUGGCUGGCCCAAACCAUGA
Penicillium paradoxum is the source of this 1173-nucleotide messenger RNA. RefSeq lists its product as uncharacterized. The record is from RefSeq and is a predicted model, not a curated record. The coding region runs from base 1 to 1173 and encodes 390 amino acids. The transcript has a single exon. Lineage: Eukaryota; Fungi; Ascomycota; Eurotiomycetes; Eurotiales; Aspergillaceae.